AUGGUACGAGGGGACACCGUGCUUUCCUCCUUUUGGAAAAAAUGUAUUGGUGGUAAAAUUCCCGCUCUUCCAAUUCAAACCAGAUGGACGAGUGCUUACUCUACGGUGACCACCAUCCUCAACAAACGGGACGAAUUGUGUUUUGUGUUCGGUAAACUAGCGGGCAUGGGCUUCUCUCACAACCACCUGGACCCUGACAAGAUUGAAGUUGUCGAAGAGUUUUUUGAUGAACAUAGAAUAACGCUGGAUCAAAGUCAGAUGAACACGGUUCACGCUCUCUUGGAAUACCGAAAAGAUCUGAAAGAAAUAACGGGACUGAACUUCAUAAUGGGCGAGUUCAAAACCUGGAUUGAGUCGUCACAGAAGAAUGAGGAUAAUACUUUAAUGAGCUACUCUAGAACGUUCUUGAAAGUACUCAAGUUUUUCACAGCAGUAUCAAACCUGCUUGGCAAAGAAGAAGGUUCGUUUGAUUACUUUGAUAUUGCAGAUCAGCUUUAUGUGUAUCGUGAUCAUGACGAUCCGACAGUUGCUUAUUCACAGAAAGACUCAAAGGUACUGUUUUGGACCAUCAAUUGGAAACAUCAAGACAUUCGACAAUUUCCGUACAAAUUCAAGUCUUUGGAACUUUCUAAGAUAGAGACUCUUUUUGAGUUGUAUAAGCGCACAGAUUCAUUCCGAGAGAUGAAUCACCUCGCGUUGGAGGAAUCUGCAGCAAAAGCUCUCGCAUAUGAGAAUUUAGAGAAGAACGUUAUCAUUAUCGAAAUUGAUGCAUACGAAAAGGAUAGGCUUUACAACGAUGACAGUAGUGAGUGGUCUCUCGAAGCUAACAACGAGUUCUGA
Messenger RNA from Ogataea philodendri, 840 nucleotides. RefSeq lists its product as uncharacterized. The record is from RefSeq and is a predicted model, not a curated record. The coding region runs from base 1 to 840 and encodes 279 amino acids. The transcript has 2 exons. NCBI's taxonomy places the organism in Eukaryota, Fungi, Ascomycota, Pichiomycetes, Pichiales, Pichiaceae.